AUGGGGCUCCAAACAGAGAAGGACAAGGAGAAGGAAGAUCAAAAGAAGAAUUUUAAAAUAUGUAGCAAAAAAUUCGAAACGGAUGAGUUGGAGGUUUUGAAGAAGAUUUUCAAGGAGCUAGGAAGCAGAUCGGCAUCGAGCCAAAUAGACAAGGAGACCUUUCUCCAGUUUUUCCCCUUGCCAGGAUUAUGGGGAGAACGACUGUUCUUAAAAUUUAAUUUCAAAAAUACAGGCUACAUAGACUUUGAAGAAUUUAUAAUCGGUAUUGCCAUCUGUUGCAGAGGAACAAAAGUGACAAAAUUAAUGUACUCUUUGAUAUUUUCGAUUUAAAUGGUGGCGAUGCUAUCAAAUAUUCCAUAUAUUGAUAAAUUAAAAACUGUUUUUUUUAAUAAAAAAAAUAGAAGAAAGAAGAAUUUUUACGAUGGUGAGUAUAACUCGAAUGAGAAUAUGUAUGACCCUGUGGAAGGGGAGGACUAUGUGGAUGAGGAUGAAGUAGAUCAUGAGGACUGUAAUGGUGGAUAUAAUGGAGAGUACCCUGGGAGUUACCAUUAUGGGGAUAUUUAUGGGUAUAGCAAUGGGGACCAGGAUGUCGACGAAGAUGACAAUAACUACAGCAAUAGCUACAAUGACGAUGGGUAUAGCGAGAAUGAGGUUGCCGAGGAGGACAACGAGGAGGACGUGAAUGAUAACGACGAGGCUUUCUACGAUGAGGGACACGUGAGUGCAGCUGGUGUAAGCGGCAUCGGUGUAAGCGGUAACGGGGUAAGCGGCAACGGGGUAGGUACGAACGAUGCCGCUGUGAACGGAGCGAACGGCGUGACCAACUGCAGCAAAUGUCUGCAGCAGCAGAGGCGGUUAAGGAAACGCAACAAGCUGCUGAACAUGCGGGAGCUGGCGAAGAAAAUCAGGAAGGAGAAGAAGCACCAGCUGGAGAGGUGCAUGAAGGGAAUCAGAAACGAAAGAUACCAGGAGAGCAACCCAUUCAAUGGGGCAGACAGAAAAUCUAAGAAAGAAAAGGAGAAAAACAAAUCCCCAAAGGGAGAUUUCAUUUUCAAGAGUGAAAGCGACGAUAACACGAACACAUCAUCUAGCAGCACAUCCAAUGGGUUCAUCAAUGAAGAAAUGGAUCACUCAAAUGUUAGUAAAAAAAAAAGUCUGAGAAGCAGGACAAAAAAAAGAGCCUCUAGAUACGUAACCAAUUUCAGAAAUGGGAAUAAUCACAACGGGUUCUUGUCAUCAACGAGCGAUAGCUGCACGAGUAACGAUACGAAUUCAUUUUUGAGCAGCGAAGAAGUGGACAGCUUUGACUCCAACAAGGAGCAGCGUGAUGGAGGCGACAGCUACUCCAGUAGCACGGCAGACUCCUUCAUCAGCAUCUACGGCUACCUCAUCAAGAAUAAGCAGCGCAGGAGGAGGAGGAAGAAGGGCUGCCCAGAUAGGGCCGCAGACCACGCGGCGGAGAAGUUAGCGGGGGAGAAGUUAGCCGGAGACAGGUUGGCGGCAGACCGAGCAGUGGCAGAUCGAGCAGUGGCCUACCGCGCUGUGGCCAACCGCGCGGUGGAGCAGGAGACCGAACGGGCAAAGGACAAUGGCCGAGAAAAUAACGCCCCACAACGAAGGAAUGAGUUGAACCAGGAGGAAGCUGGCUGCGCGAAAAGCGGUGGUGCGCAAGGAGAGGGAACAGAGAGUGAGGAUGAAGAUGCCCAGUCGGAAGAACAAACCAAAGUGGCGAACGAAGAAAUAGAAGAAGCAGGAGGAAUGAUAAAAAAAGGGAAGAAACGGACUUGCUUCAAUAACCGAACAAGGAAUAUACUCAAUGAUGAAGAAAAUUAUGACAUGCAAGAUAAAAAUGUAGACGUUGAGGAAAUAGUCGACCGGAUGCUUGAAGAGUGUGAAUUCUGGGACAAUGAUAAAAUAACACCCAUACAGUUUAAGAGUGUGAUAUACAAGUAUGACUUUUUUCUGUAUGUAUUUUUUAGCUGUCUUCAUGAAGACAUUUGGGGACUUCAAGGAAAUGUACUUUAUGGAAGAGACUAUAUUAGCAAUUUUGUAAUAAAAUCAGAAAAUUUUAAGAGCAAGCAAAUCGAUGAAAAUGAGGAAGUAAUUACGGAAGAGGUUUAUUUUAAGAUCAGACAGCUCUUCAUUAUCCAGGCACCUGAUUACGACUGCUUGAAUGAUAAUUUGUGUGUGAACUUUCUGAAGGGGGAACAGGGAAGCGGCCACGAAAGGGGGAGCGACAACGAAAGGGGAGGCGGCCACGAAAGGGGAGCCGGACAUGUUAGUGGAGGCCACCACCACCAGCUGAACCCGGAAGCAGCCAGCGCAGAUGCCGAUAAGGACAAAAGCGAUCCCGGGGCCAGCAAGAAAAAAGCCAAGGUUGAGAAUGGCAGCAAGUUGGUCAAUUUUGCUCUACCCAGCGGGGCAGAAACAACGGGGGGUGUAUCAGAGGUUGUAGCGGAGGGUGUACCGCAGGCUGUAGCUGGGACCGAGGCGGAGGACCAGAAGGGAGGCUGCAGAGGAGUGGUAAAAAUGGCGCCUCCGCACAGCCAGGAGGAACACGCCAAUGCGCAAGGUGGCGAUGACGGUCGGGCAGAACUGCGUCUUCUCGUGUCGGAAAGGCCCCCUGAGGAAGGGACUCCCGCCCAGCAUGUGGAGGGGCACGAAAAGAGGGAAGCCAUUAUCCCCUCAAGCGGAAAUAUGGUGAAUCCAACGAGCGCCGUAGACGCGGUGGACGCCGCUUUGGAGCCCGCCCCUUCGAGGCAGUCAGAAAGCCCCCAACACGAGAAGGAAGAAACGAACGGUGACCAACCGUGUGAACAGAAGGAAAGCGCAGCCAAAGGGAGCGCCGCCAAAGUUAGCGACUCCAAAGGUAGCGACGCGAAUGGCAACUCCCACGCGGUUGAGAGAAGUGAGGAGGAGGCGGAGGAGAAGAAGAGGCUGGAGGGGAAGAAGAAAAUUGCGGAGUGUUUUAACGCCGUGCUGAGGCAGAAGGGCAUGCGCGAGGUGAGCAUCGGGGAGGGAGGCGGCAAGGAUGGUGUCAAGGAUAGCGCCAAGGAUAUCGUGAAGGACAUCGAGAAGGACAUCGAGAAGGACAUCGAGCAGGACAUCGAGCAGGACGCCGCCCAGCGCUGCGGAGAAGGCACACAGAAAAGCGAAGAAAAAAUGAUCAUGGCCCUGGAAGACAUAAAAAAUAAGGCAGGAUACGAAUGCGACUUCAACCUGCUGACCAACUCCCUGAACGAUAUUUUUUCCAAAGAAAUUGUAGAGUUUAUCAAGGCCUCCCAAAUUAGCUUCAACAUUAACGAGGUGUGGAAGGAGCGAAAUGGCCACUCCAAGGGUAAGUACAAGAAGGCUAAGAGGAACAUCGAGAAGACAAGAAAUUAUUCGAACAGUGCACACUGCGGGAAGAAGAAAAAGAAGCUCCCCGUGAAUACCGGGUUAAGCGUCGAGGGGGCGAACGAGCAGGAGGAGGGACCGGCGCAGGAGCGACAGAAUCACGCGACCGAGGGGGUGAACGCGGUGGAAGAAGGCCCACGAUCGGUUGACAAGGCGAUUGAGAAAAGCCCCUCCGGUGCGGAGAUUCAGCAGUUGGAAAAGGUGGACCUUCUCGGAAGGUUGGGGCUCUCGGGGAGGAAGGCAGAGGUUAAGGGGGAAGCGGUAAAUGGGGAAGCGGCAAAUGGGGAAGCGGUAAAUGGGGAAGCGGCAAAUGGGGAAGCGGUGAAGGAGGAAGCGGUGAAGGAGGAAGCGGUGAAGGAGGAAGCGGUGAAGGAAGAAGCCGUGGAGCCAGUAGCCGUGGAAAUGCCAGCCGAAGCACCUGCCGCCGCACCUGCCGCCGCGCCCGCUGCAAGCGAGGCGCAGCGGCCCAGCCGGCACUCCCACGAGGGGAAGAAAAAGAAAAAGCACGUGAAGGACGUUAACCUGUACUCUUGCCCCAACUGCAAGGGGCCCUUCCUGAUGUGCCCCAACUGCCACGGGCGGUACCCCAGGUUCUGCGUGAACGAAGACAAAAUAGCCAUGGAGUGCGAAUACUGCGAAUGCGAGCACUGCUAUUUUUAUAAGUGCAUCUAUUGCAACUUCGAUUUCCAGAAAUGUCUAGAUAUGAUUAAAAAAAACUCAUUGAAGGAAGGAAUCCUUUACAAGAUAGGGAAGCACCUGCACCAAUUCAAGGCAAGGUAUUACAUCCUUUUCGAUAAUCUGUUAUAUUAUUACGACAAGCAAAAGAAUCUCAAGCCACGAGGAUUCAUGUUCUUGGAAGGAUGCUACGUAGAAGUGAUCUCCAAAAAUGACAACGUUAGUAAAUACGGUUUUUCUAUAUGUCACAAGGGAACCAAUCAAGUACAGAGGAGAAAUUUAUACGUGAAUACGUAUGAGGAGAGAGAGGAAUGGUUACAGGCCUUGUAUUCCACGACGAAGCAGAACACGUUAUAUAAUCUGUACGAAUUACAUGAACAGUUAGGACAAGGAAAAUUUUCUACAGUUUACCGAGGAAUUAACAAACAGACGAAUUCAGAAUUUGCUAUUAAAGUUAUUGAUAAAAGAUCCGUUUCGAUUUACGAGAAGGAGCUAUUGCGUAGUGAGAUCUCCAUUUUGAGACUCCUACGACAUCCGAAUGUCAUUUAUUUGAAAGAGAUCAUUAAUACGAAGGAGACGUUAUACAUCUCGAUGGAGUUAGUAAAAGGAGGAGAGUUAUACGAUUUUUUGUUAAGCGAGACGAGACUAAGUGAGAUUCACGCCAAUAAAAUUGUAUCGCAGUUAAUCAAGACAGUAGCAUAUCUACACAGAUGUGGGAUCAUACAUAGAGACAUCAAACCAGAAAAUAUCCUACUUACAGACAAAUCUAGGGAUGCACAAAUUAAGUUAACCGAUUUUGGUUUAUCUACCUUAUGUGCUCCAAACGAACUGUUAAAGGAACCAUGUGGGACUCUUGCAUAUGUAGCUCCGGAAGUCAUCACUCUGCAGGGUUAUAACCACAAGGUAGAUGCAUGGUCAAUCGGAAUCAUACUAUACUUGCUUCUUAGUGGAAAACUACCAUUCCCAAUUAAUAAAAAUACAGAAAUGAAUAUACAAAAAAAUUAUGUACUCACUUUUAAAGACCACAUAUGGAAAAGUAUCUCCUCAUCAGCUAAAGAUCUCAUUUCGAAGUUGUUGGAACUUAAUGUUGAAAAAAGAAUAUCAGCAAAUGAAGCAUUGGAACAUAUUUGGAUAAAAAACCCAACUGCUGUCAUUAAUGAGAAUUCUUUUAUUUACAAAAAUGAAGAGAUUAAUAUUUUAAAUUUACAGGAUGUUAGUGUUAGUACUUUUAAUAUACCCAAGUAUGCUCCUUUCCAUUUGGAAGAUGAAAAAACGGAGGAAGUAGAGAACAAAAAUGUCUUUAGUUUCCAUAAGGAAGACAUUAUGUACGAGAAUAAUGAUUCGACUGAUGAACCGGUUAUCCCUUUACCUUAUAGUGGGGCCCCUUUGAAAGAUAAUGCUACUGACAAGAACAUGGUCGCUUCUUCCCACUCCAAGGAAAUUUCUUUCACCAAAGAGGAAGCACAAACAAAAGAGGAAAAGGAAAAUCUGCUUAGUGGUGAUGCAAAAGGUGAAAAAUUCGCUGGGGGAGUUGUACCAAACGGUGACCAACGGGAGGAACGAACUCCUUGUGAGGGUCAGCAAACUGGGGAAAAAAUGCCUAUUGAAUACACCACUGAGGAGGGGGGUGCCGACCACCCGAUCGGCUCAUCUUCUUCCCCCCCCGGGUGA
Plasmodium cynomolgi strain B is the source of this 5742-nucleotide messenger RNA. RefSeq names its product asparagine-rich protein. NCBI's taxonomy places the organism in Eukaryota, Apicomplexa, Aconoidasida, Haemosporida, Plasmodiidae. The transcript has 4 exons. Gene Ontology annotation, molecular function: calcium ion binding. The record is from RefSeq and is a predicted model, not a curated record. The coding region runs from base 1 to 330 and encodes 109 amino acids.